Molecule: messenger RNA, 2641 nt
Organism: Thalassophryne amazonica
Lineage: Eukaryota; Metazoa; Chordata; Actinopteri; Batrachoidiformes; Batrachoididae
Product: threonine synthase-like 1
Exons: 4
Coding region: 183-2498 (771 amino acids)
Cellular component (GO): cytoplasm
Source: RefSeq, a predicted model, not a curated record
AGUCCAUUAAAAAUGAUGAGUUUGUCCAGCAGAGCAAAAGUAGUUGUUAUUAAUGAUAGAAACCUAGAAAAGAAGCAGAUCCUCUUAUUUACAAUACAGUGACCUUUCAGCAUGAGCAUUUUUUUUUUUACUUAAGACAAUUUGUUCUUUUGUCAUUUUAAUGAUUUUUUCCAGCUCUAACAAUGUUUUACUCUUUGCAGGGACACAGGCUGCUCAUGGGUUCACAAAACACAAGACACCUUCUUGAAAAAGCUGCCAGAUGUCACCUGUACUGCUUUAAACCAUCAAAAUUAUGGUUUUCUACCAAAUUCUCAACACUGGGGGACAAAAACAUUGUGCUCAUUGGUCUCCCUGGAGCUGGGAAGACAACCGUGGGGAGGAUAGUGGGCCAGAGACUGGGUUUGCCUGCCAUUGAUGUUGAUGAUGAUGUUUUGGAGAAGAAAUGGAAGAUGCCUGUGGCUGCUAAGCUGGCAGCAGUGGGUGGAGAGCGUUUUCUGGAGGAAGAAGGCCAGGCCUUGUGUAAUUUCUCUGCAUCUGGAUGUGUUGUGUCUCUGACAGGCUCAAACCCUCUUCAUGAUGUGGCAAUGCAGUACAUUAAACAAAGUGGGCUGGUUGUCUACCUGGACGUGGACUCUGAGGAUGUCAUGGGGAGACUCGCUAGGAUGAAGGUGAACAGGAUUGUGGGUCAGCAGGAAGGGGUCUCCAUGAGAGACAUUCUCCAUUACAGAAGACAGUUCUACGAGAAAUGGCUUGACGUGCGGGUGCUGUGUGGUACAGGUGACACGGUGGAGGAAGUGGCAGAGAAGGUGUUGAAGGCUGUGGAGCGAUAUCAGGACCAUACUGCAGAAACCUACGUGUCCACUCGAAGUAAUGGCACAUGCUCACCAAAUCACAACACAUACUUCAGUGAUGUGGUAGUUGAAGGUUUGGCCCCAGAUGGAGGCCUUUACGUACCCCGCAGUGGAUUCCCAAAAAUUGCUGCUUGUGAAUGGCAAAGACUAGCUGGGAUGACAUAUGCAGAGCGAGCAUUAGUUUUGCUUGAGAAGUGCAUACACCCUUUGGAUGUCUCGCCUUUGGAUCUUAGAGAAAUGGUCUUCAACGCAUAUGGGACAAACUUUUCUAGUGACGCGAUUGCACCCGUUAAACACGUUGUUCAAAAACAGUACAUUCAGGAGCUUUUCCACGGCCCAACUGCUUCAUUUAAGGACCUUUCCUUGCAGUUGAUGCCACAAAUUUUUGCUUAUUGUCUCCCGCCGAUGUGUAACUACCUCAUCCUCGUUGCCACAUCUGGAGAUACUGGAAGUGCAGUGCUCAGUGGCUUCAGCAGGCUCAGUGACACUGACCAACAAAGGACUGCCGUGCUCGUCUUCUUCCCAGAGGAAGGUGUGAGUGACAUCCAGAAGUUCCAGAUGAUGAACUACAUGGGAAGCAAUGCCAGGGUGGUCGGCAUCCUGUCUGACUUUGACUUCUGUCAGAGGGCCAUCAAGAGGAUGUCUGGAGAGUCCGGGCUGACAGGGCACCUGGCUGUGGAGUACGGCACAGUCCUAAGCACUGCCAACUCCAUCAACUGGGCACGCUUGUUGCCACAGGUGGUUUACCAUUUGUCAGCUUAUCUGGACCUGUGCAGAGAUGGUGUUAUCAGGUUUGGGGAGCCCACUGACGUUUGCAUCCCCACGGGUAACUUUGGCAACGCCAUGGCAGCUGUGUACGCCAAGCAAAUGGGCAUCCCGAUAAGAAAAGUCAUCUGUGCGUCCAACCACAACCACGUCAUCACAGACUUUAUCACCACGGGCGAGUAUGAUCUUCGUGGACGACCUCUGAUCACCUCACACUCCCCGGCUAUAGAUAUACUGAAGUCUUCCAACCUCGAGAGGUUUAUCUACCACGCCUCAGAGGGAGAUGGUCGCCUCGUGAAGGACUUAUUCACAUGCUUGGACGGACGUCAGUACUUUCAGGUUCCUAAGCCUCUCCUUGGCAGGAUGCACCUGGACGUGUUGGCCGGCUGGUGCUCUGAAGACGACUGCUUGGCUGCCAUCCAGAGUGUUCACAGACAGACAGGCUACGUCAUGGACACACAUACCGCCAUUGCUAAAGUAGUGGCUGAUCGGCUGCAGGACACCUCCUGCCCAGUGGUGAUUUGUUCCACUGCGCACUAUGGGAAGUUUGCUCCUGCUGUCUUUAAAGCUCUACAGAUCCACAAUAUUGCAGAAGAUCCGGUGGAGCAGCUAAAGGAGCUGGGAUGGUUGGCAUCCAGACCACAAAUGCACCCGUGCCUGAUGAAAUGUGUCAAAGAAAGCAGCAGGAAGGCGUAUUCAGUCUGUCAGGCAGAUUACGGCGCAGUGGUAGAACACGUGGAGAGCAUGAUACAUGACUCGUUCCUCAAAGUCAAGUGUCUUAUUACACAUCCAAAUCCAGACAGGAGGAGAUCAACAGUCACACCACAGAUGGUUUCCCGCUGUUCCUCAUCACUUAUACCGCGGCCAUCACCUUCUCCAUGAUCUCCUGCCUGAGGUUGGACAACGUGAGGAACAAAGUGUGGGUGGCGGGCUUUGCAGUUGUGUCCAUCGGUAUGUCUGUCCUCUCUGCUUUUGGGUUGCUGCUCUACAUCGGAGUGCCUUUCGUUAUUACAGUUGCAAAUGCU